Daucus carota subsp. sativus is the source of this 4701-nucleotide messenger RNA. Its product is annotated as CLIP-associated protein. NCBI's taxonomy places the organism in Eukaryota, Viridiplantae, Streptophyta, Magnoliopsida, Apiales, Apiaceae. The transcript has 21 exons. Bases 230 to 4531 code for a protein of 1433 amino acids. Gene Ontology annotation, molecular function: microtubule binding. The record is from RefSeq and is a predicted model, not a curated record. Gene Ontology annotation, cellular component: cytoplasmic microtubule. Gene Ontology annotation, biological process: microtubule cytoskeleton organization.
GCUACUGUACCAGAGUUCCGAUAUUAAUGCCAUCUCACCCGUCGAUCUAGCGCACACACCUCUCUCUCUCUCUCUCUCUCAUUCUCUCUCUCUCUCUCUCUCUCUCUCAUUCUCUCUCAAUUCAACUUCACUGUCACUCCAUCACAAUCUCUCCCAAAUUAACCUAAAUUUCAGUUCCAACGCCUCACAAAUCUCGCUCCAGAUCUACCUCCCUACCCACCAGAUCCAAAUGGAAGAAGCUCUAGAAAUGGCGCGUUCGAAAGACACCAAGGAGAGAAUGGCGGGAGUUGAGCGGCUCCACCAGGUUCUAGAAGCUUCCAGAAAGAGCUUAUCAUCAUCUGAAGUCACUGUAUUGGUUGAUUGCUGUAUAGAUCUUCUCAAGGAUAAUAAUUUUAGGGUUUCGCAAGGGGCUUUGUUGUCGCUUUCCUCGGCUGCUGUGUUGUCUGGCGAACAUUUUAAGCUUCAUUUUAAUGGACUUGUGCCUGCCGUUGUUGAACGCCUCGGUGAUAGUAAACAGCCUGUUCGCGAUGCUGCACGGAGGCUUUUGCUCACUCUUAUGGAGGUCUCCUCACCAACACUCAUAGUUGAAAGGGCUGGAUCAUAUGCUUGGAUGCACAAAAGUUGGAGAAUCAGAGAAGAGUUUGCGCGGACUGUUACAUCAGCGAUCGGUCUUUUCGCAUCUACUGAGCUUCCUCUACAACGUGCUAUUCUUCCUUCUAUUCUGCAAAUGUUGAAUGACUCGCACCCUGGGGUUCGUGAAGCAGCUAUAGUAUGCAUAGAGGAGAUGUACACUCACAUUGGGCCUCAAUUCCGUGAUGAGCUCCUGCGUCACCAUCUUCCUACAUCAAUGGCAAGAGAUAUUAAUGCGAGGUUAGAGAGGAUUCAGCCUAAAAGUAGCCUUUCGGAUGGACGUAUUAGUAAUUAUGCUAGUGGAGACGUGAAGUCUUCUAGCCUUCAUCCAAAAAGAAGCAGCCCCAAGGCAAAGAGUUCAUCCCGUGAAGCGUCUCUGUUCGGAGGAGACAGCGAUUUGACAGAAAAACCUGUUGAGCCAAUCAAAGUCUACUCUGAGAAGGAGCUAAUAAGGGAAUUUGAGAAAAUUAGUUUGACUCUUGUUCCAGAAAAGGAUUGGUCAGUACGCAUUGGGGCUAUGCAGAGAGUUGAAGCUCUUGUUAUUGGAGGUGCAGCUGAUUAUCCAUGUUUCCGUGGACUCCUGAAGCAACUAGUUGGUCCUCUAAGUACACAGUUAGCUGAUCGACGAUCUAGCAUAGUAAAACAGGGUUGCCACUUGUUAUGCUUUCUAUCAAAAGAGCUCCUUGGUGAUUUUGAGGCAUGCGCAGAGAUGCUCAUUCCAGUCCUUUUUAAACUUGUUGUGAUAACUGUGCUUGUAAUUGCGGAGUCUGCGGACAAUUGCAUAAAAACUAUGUUGCGUAACUGCAAAGUUUCUCGUGUACUUCCUCGAAUAGCUGAAUGUGCAAAGAAUGACCGUAAUGCUGUACUUCGCGCGAGAUGUUGUGACUACGCACUUCUGAUAUUAGAAUACUGGGCUGAUGCACCUGAGAUUCAACGUGCUGCUGAUCUCUAUGAAGAUUUUAUUAAAUGUUGUGUUGGUGACGCGAUGAGUGAGGUGCGAUCAACUGCUAGAGCUUGUUACAGGAUGUUUGCAAAUACUUGGCCUGAGCGCUCCCGGCGUUUAUUUUCAUGCUUUGAUCCUGUCAUUCAACGUUUGAUCAACGAUGAGGAUGGCGGUAUGCAUAAACGGCAUGCUUCUCCCUCUCUUCGUGAGAGGAAUUCACAAAUGUCAGCAAACUCUCAAACUUCAGUUUCAUCAACUUUACCUGGAUAUGGAACAUCCGCUAUUGUUGCCAUGGAUAAAAAUGCAAGCAUAACCUCUAGGGCAUCACUGUCUUCUGGUCUUUUCUCCUCACAAGCAACGUCAGUUGGCAAAGGUGCAGAACGUAGCCUGGAAAGUGUGUUGAAUGCAAGCAAACAAAAGGUUACAGCUAUUGAAAGCAUGCUACGGGGUCUGGAUAUAUCUGGAAAAGGGCAAUCAGUUAGUCUGGAUCUAGGAGUUGACCCACCAUCAUCUCGUGAUCCACCAUUCCCUCUUGCUGCCCCUGCCUCGACUAGUCUCGCCAAUUCUUUAUCUCUGGAUUCAACAUCUGGUUUUUUAAAAGGUAAUAGUCGUAGUGGUGGCUUGGGAAUGUCUGACAUUAUCACUCAGAUUCAAGCAUCUAAAGAUCCAAGUAAGUUAUCAUAUCGUGGUGGUAUUGGAUCUGAGCCGCUGUCAACAUUUUCAUCAUUCUCCGGAAAAAGAGGAUCUGAAAGGCAUCAAGAAAGAGGCCAUUUUGAAGAGACUGAUAUUAGGGAGGCUAGGCGAUCCGUGAACUUACACAGUGACAGGCAGUACUUAGAUUCAUCCUACAGAGAUGCAAAUGUUAGGGACUCGCAAAACAGUUACAUUCCAAAUUUUCAGCGUCCUCUUGUGAGAAGAAAUGUAGCUGUGCGAGCAUCUGCCGGCAGGAGGAGGAGCUUUGAUGAUAAUCAGUUCUCUGUGGGUGAGAUGUCAAGCUAUGUUGAAGGUCCAGCCUCUCUGAAUGAUGCUCUUAGUGAGGGACUUAGUAAUAGCUCAGACUGGAAUGCGAGGGUAGCUGCAUUUAAUUAUCUGAGGUCUUUAUUGCAGCAAGGAACAAAAGGUGUUCAGGAAGUCACACAGAGUUUUGAAAAGGUGAUGAAGUUAUUCUUUCAGCACUUGGAUGAUCCACACCACAAAGUUGCACAGGCAGCUCUUUCCACACUUGCAGAUAUGAUUCCAGCUUGUCGAAAACCUUUUGAAAGUUACAUGGAGAGGAUUCUGCCCCAUGUUUUCUCACGUCUAAUUGAUCCGAAGGAAUCAGUAAGGCAACCGUGCUCCACAACACUGGAUAUUGUUGGUAAAACUUAUGGCGUGGAUUCCCUUUUACCAGCUUUGCUUCGUUCACUAGAUGAGCAGAGGUCACCGAAGGCAAAGUUGGCUGUUAUUGAGUUUGCCAUUGGUUCUUUUAAGAAGCAUGCUCAAAAUGCUGAAGGCUCUGGCAAUACUGGCAUUCUUAAAUUGUGGCUUGCCAAGUUGACACCAUUGGUGCAUGAUAAGAAUACGAAACUGAAGGAAGCAGCUAUAACGUGCAUUAUAUCAGUUUACUCGUACUUCGAUUCAGCUGCAGUUCUUAACUUUAUUCUGAGUUUAUCUAUUGAAGAACAGAAUUCUUUAAGACGGGCUCUGAAGAAGAAUACACCACGUAUAGAAGUUGACUUGAUGAACUUCUUGCAGAACAAGAAAGAGCGACAACGCCCUAAAUCCUCUUAUGAUCCUGCUGAUGUUGUUGGAACAUCUUCUGAUGAAGGAUAUGUUGUAGCUCCGAAGAGGAGUCACUUGUAUGGAAGAUACUCUUCCGGUUCAAUUGACAGUGAUGGUGGCAGGAAAUGGAGUUCUGGACAAGAUUUAGCACAUAAUACAAAUGUAAUUGGUCAUAUGUCAUCGAGUGAUACACAAGAUCACUUGUAUCACGGUCACGAGAGUGUUUCUAACACAGACCGUAAUCUGAGAUCCGGAGAUGUCAAUUACGGAAUCAGCAUUCCAAGUGAAAAUUUGGGAUCCUGGAACUAUAGGCAAGAGACCAAUGGCGUGCAUUUAGAGGUUUCAUCACCAAAGCAUAAUGAUAUGAAUGGGUUGGCUGACUCUGAGCAUCAAUGGGUCUCUACAGGAAUUACUACUGAUAACGGGGCUGCGCAAAUUGAUCAUUCAAAACUUGCAAUUAAUAGCAACCCGGUUCCAGAUACAGAACUGAGCAUCCCUCAAAUCCUUCAUCUUAUAUGCAACGGGAAUGAUGAAGGUUCUAGUGCAAGCAAGCGCGAUGCACUUCAACAGCUAGUUGAAACUUCUGUGGCUAAUGAUCAUUCCAUAUGGACUAAGUACUUCAAUCAAAUUUUGACGGUUGUACUUGAGAUAUUGGACGACUCAGAUUCAUCUAUUAGGGAGCUUGCUCUUUUGUUGGUUGUUGAGAUGCUAAAGAAUCAGAAAGAUCCAAUGGAGGAUUCUGUUGAGAUUGUGAUUGAAAGACUGCUCCAUGUUACAAAGGAUCCUGUUGCGAAAGUUGCUAGCGAGGCAGAAAGUUGUUUGACUUUGGUUUUGUCUCAGUAUGACCCGUUCAGAUGUUUAAGUGUUGUCGUCCCUUUAUUGGUAACCGAAGACGAGAAAACUCUAGUUACAUGCAUAAACUGCUUAACAAAGCUUGUGGGCAGGCUCUCUCAGGAGGAACUAAUGACACAGCUACCAUCAUUUUUACCUUCCAUUUUUGAAGCUUUUGGAAACCAGAGUGCUGAUGUUCGCAAGACGGUUGUUUUCUGUUUAGUGGACAUCUAUAUCAUGCUUGGUAAAGCAUUCUUGCCAUACUUGGAAGGGCUUAACAGUACACAGUUGCGAUUGGUUACAAUUUACGCUAACCGGAUAUCACUGGCUAGGACUGGCACUCCAAUAGAAGCAAACAAUGAGUAACUGUCAUGUUGCAGACAUAUAGUGGGUUUAGGAAUCUUCUUCUUAAUUAUUCAUUGAUUGUAUAUCCUGUGUAUUAGGAAUUCUAGACGGCGGGGUUUGGUUUUGAUUUUUAUACUUUAUAUAUUGAACGCACAUUUUGUUCCUUCUAUAUAGGUUUCAGGUUGUGAUGA